Messenger RNA from Hemibagrus wyckioides, 3094 nucleotides. It is a transcript of the gene cysltr1, whose product is annotated as cysteinyl leukotriene receptor 1. Gene Ontology annotation, cellular component: plasma membrane. The transcript is spliced from 2 exons. NCBI's taxonomy places the organism in Eukaryota, Metazoa, Chordata, Actinopteri, Siluriformes, Bagridae. Gene Ontology annotation, molecular function: leukotriene receptor activity. The record is from RefSeq and is a predicted model, not a curated record. Gene Ontology annotation, biological process: G protein-coupled receptor signaling pathway. The coding region runs from base 261 to 1286 and encodes 341 amino acids.
UGGUUAAAGCUUGAGCUGCACGGCUGUUUGCGUGAAGCACGUGGUUCACUUUGUUAAUUGACAGACAUUAUUCGCGCGCGCACAAGCCGCAGGUCGCCUUCACAGCGCGCUGUGUUACACGCGCUCAUCGGACCCACAGCACCUUUAAACAGAGGCGAUCACAUUGAUUAUUUUAAGAAGAAAGCGUUUCUGAUCAGCUGGCACAGCCACACUGCGGACUACCUGGAAAAACCGUUGAAGAUUUCACCAUUUUAGAAAGAAUGGCAAACAAUAUCACCUGCCCCUCAAUCGAUGACUUCCGCAACCAAGUCUAUUCCACUGCCUACUCCAUCAUCACCAUUUUUGGCCUGGUGGGUAAUGGCUUCGCACUGGUGGUGCUCAUCCGGACCUACCGCCAAUCCUCAGCCUUCCACGUGUACAUGCUGAACCUGGCAGUGGCGGACUUGCUGUGUGUGUGCACGCUGCCUUUCCGCGUUCUCUACUAUGUACAAAAGGGACACUGGACACUGGGGGACUUUCUGUGCCGCAUCAGCUCGUAUGCGCUCUAUGUCAAUCUCUACUGCAGCAUUUUUUUCAUGAUGGCCAUGAGCUUUACACGUUUCCUGGCCAUCGUAUUCCCUGUGCAGAAUCUGCGUAUGGCCACUGAGCGGCGGGCUCGACUGGUCUGCGCCGGCAUUUGGGUUUUCAUCUGUGCCACCAGCUCUCCAUUCCUGCUCUCUGGCCAGCACAUUGAUAAAAUGACCAACAAAACCAAAUGCUUUGAGCCUCCAGAGGAAUCAGGCAGCCUAAAGAAGCUGGUGGUGCUCAAUUACUUCUCACUGGUGGUGGGUUUCAUAGUGCCCUUCCUAGUAAUCUUGAUUUGUUAUGUUGGCAUUGUGCGGGCACUGCUGGGAAACUCUAAUGCAAUGAAGAGUAAGCAAAACACACGUACCAAGGCCAUCCGCAUGAUUGUGGUUGUCAUGCUGGCCUUCUUGAUAAGCUUCAUGCCCUAUCAUGUGCAACGCACUAUGCACCUCCACUUUAAGAAGCAAGGUGCCUCAUGUGAUGAGAUCAACGCCAUGCAGAAGUCAGUGGUGAUCACGCUGUGCCUAGCUGCUGCCAACUCCUGCUUCGACCCCAUGCUUUACUUCUUUUCAGGUGAGAACUUCCGUCAUAGGCUCUCCACUUUCCGCAAAGCAUCAGUGAGCUCCCUGAGCAUGAAGCGGAACCGCAAUUUGCCAGCGUCUGCCCGUUGUCUACAGCAGAGCGAGCAGGAGAAUUGCAUAAGCUCAAACAAACUGGGAUAAGGAUGAAAAUAACAGUACCGCCAGGAUAGAAGAAUGUGCAAGCAACGCAGCUAGCAUGAUGUGGUUGGAUUUAAUUUGAUUUCAUUUAAGAAUUGGCAUUAACCCUGCCAUUAAGCUUAAUCCUAACCUUUUCAUAUGAGUUCCGUUGUCCAAACUGCUUCCUUAUGGAAUUACAGAGAAUCGUCAAACUGUUACUCUUUAUGGAAACUCAGGUUCAACAGAAAAGGUAGGGUGAUCAGUGAAGGAAGUUCAGUAUUAUUAGAGUUUAAAAAGUUGACAUGUAGUUUCAACAGGUUUAUUGCACUUUCGUUUUCUGGAUAUUAAUUAGCAAGUGAAAGAAAGAUAAAGUCUUAUAAAAAGCUUAGUAAAUGGACUGAUGUACUGUACAGAACAGCAGCUUGCUUACAAAAUAUUGUGUAUACUAAAUUAAUGACGCUGCUUUCAAGAGACAUCUGCUUUUUUUGUUCUAUUAUUAUAUGUUCUUAUUAUUAAUAAUUAUGUGCUAACAUGCUUAUAUUUUAUAAUGUAUCUGUUGUACAUAUGUUAAGGAUUGCGAAUGUUAAUGGAUUGUAUGCGUACUGUGCAAAUGCAGCAAGGUGUUUUAUAUACAAUAUACUCAACAACCCAACAGCCUCAUUCAUACCUAGGGUCAAACCAAAGAUGCCACCUAAGAUGCCAAACAUAAAAAAAAAACGCACAAAAGUUUAACCAAAGCUCAGGAUGUACUCGUCAACCCUGGAGCUGUAAAGCCCUGUUAUCGAAAACCAUUUCUGUUGUAAAUAUAGAGAAAGAGAAAAAAGGAAGGGGUUGGGGUGGUAUGUGGUAACUUUCAGUUUUAGUCUUUUUUGUGUGGUUUUUGAGCUGUAGUUUGGCUAGAGAUUUUGCUGAGACCUGACAACUCUGUUCACAAGGUUAUAUUACUACAGAGGACUGUCAAUAGUGCGUCAUCCUUAAGUUCUGGUGGUAUGAUUGCGACCUCUAGUGGCUAAAACGGUAACUGAAUGAUAUGAUACAUUUGAACGGGACGUUUGGCUACGUCUAAAACCGCGUACAAACUCAUAAAUACAAGGGCAACAGAUUGCUACCACUACAGUGCUUUAUGCGCUAUAGUGCUUUAUUUAUACAUGUUUUCUUGAAUAUAUGCACUAAUCUUCAAUCGAACAGUAUAAUAUGUCAUACUGUUGAGUAAGAGUAGCUGAUAAUAGUUGCUGAUAUAGUUUAUUAUAACGUUGUGCCUUUAAUCAGAAGUUGGGGUGUAUCUGUUGCUUUAAAUAACACAAAUAUUCAGAGAACGUUAUGUACUUUUUCAUUAGUUCAAGACAGCAUAUUUAUGUUUAUUUUUAUCUUUAAUGUCCAUUAAUGAUUAUUAUUAAUGUUGCAGUUCACACUCCAGAAAAUAGUUAACUUGAUCUCAUUUUUGUUUGAUUCGAAAAGUCAAACAAAUAAACAUCAAAACUAAAAGUGCAGUGUUUCUUUAAUUAUUCUAACAUGAUUUGUUUUCUCAUUUUACUGUGCCAUUCGCAAAUCAUGUAGAUUAUGUUUGUGUCUAUUGUACUGUUGCUGUGAGAGAAGGAAAAUAUGAAUACUUCAUUGUGUACGGUACACUGUUAGGCUAUUUCUGACAAUAAAAACUUGAAACAUCAGGCCAAACCAUCUUAAGGAUCCAUCCAUCCAUUUUCUGUACCGUUUAUCCUACUUAGGAUCUUGCAGAGCCUGAAGCCCAUCCCUAAGGAUGCUCUGGACAGGAUGCCAACUCAUCACAGAGCACAACCACACACACACUCAUCAACACACUGCUUUGGGCUGUG